GUGUUUAGUAUCAUGAGAGCGGGAUGAGUUGAUAUAAGGGAGUAAAGAUAUCGUUUUCUGGUCAACCCCUAACUCUUCUCUUUACCUCACAAUUCAAUCGUUGCCAUGGCGACCGAUGACGCUGGUGAACUAGAAAUGACCUAGUGUCGAUGGUUAACUAGUUGGAUAUCUACCUAUACAUACGGCGAGACUGGGUAGAAUGUAAACAAACCGAAUGAUUCGGGAUUUUGUACCGUCUAUUGUCAAUUGUUGACAUUACAAAGAUAGCGUUGAUCCAACUUUAAUUAAAGUUUAGAUAGUGUUUUGGAUAUUUCUCAGGGUGUAGUCUGAUAUCUUGAUGUGUACAAUAGUAAAGAUAAAGUUUAGUGAAUGGGAUGGCCACUCUUUUCAAAAAAGAGAUGUUGAUGCUCUCUCUGUUGCUGGUCCUUCCAUUUGGUUACUUCAGCGUUACAAGUGCAGUUAGUGCAGGUUGCGAGUGUGUAGUGUUUGACAACACAUACUCGAAGGAAUUCGGCAUAUUUACAUCGCCCAAUUGGCCGGUUCCUUACGAGGAUAAUAUUGACUGUCUACUUUAUACUUUUCUGGGUGGAGAAGAUGAGAUGGUUGAAAUCAGCUUCGAUGAGUUCGAUCUCCAAAAAACCAAUCUUGAAUGCAAGUUUGGAGAUUUUGUGAAACUAUUUCUGCAUUUAGAUGAGCCUUCUGUAAAUGAAAAAUCCACCGAAAACUCUGUUUUGUGUGGUAAAAUAAUGGACAUUGAACAAACACAUUAUUCAUCUGGGUCUACACUAAUAUUUGAAUUCCACACGGAUUGGCGAAGGACGAACAGUACGGGAUUUAGUGGAACAUACAGGUUUCUCAAAGUGUUUCAAACAGAUGGAUAUCUGAUACCCAGCACGAAAUGCAACUACGAGAUAUCUCCGGAACAGGUGAAUAAGACCCGAGGGAAAUUUUAUUCACCUCAAUAUCCAAGUAAUUAUCCUAGAGAUAUCACGUGCCACUAUAGAUUCACUGCAACACCAAAUAAUAGAGUAAAAAUUGUUUUUGAACAAAUUAGGCUCCAGAAAGGAGAUCUAAGUUGCCUAAAUAGUCCAGACGUUAUUUUAGUGUACGACGGAUCCAACAAAAGUGCGCCCAUCAUCGGGCACUUAUGCAACACAAAUACUUUUGUGGAACUCGUCUCAACUGGAAGUGAUUUGUUCAUAGAAUUUCACAGCAGAAGUCAUUUUCCUGGACAAGGUUUUAAAGCAUCCUACUUGUUUGACAGUGGACCUCCUCCUCCCCGCAUCAACGACAUCGACGUGCCUUACAUGGAGUCAAUCCGUAGAACUACAGACUACCUCACCACAACAUCAGAACCAGGUAAGUAAUAAAACGUUUCAAACAAUUCCACUUUUUUUCAUAAAAUUAUUUUUAUGAUGAAAUAUCAAUGUGUAAGAAAAUAACAUUUACGAACAAUAAAUCGAAAACGUAAAAUAUUUACGAACGUAUUAUUUAAACACAUUUCCUUUGCUAAAAUAACACAAGCACGUUUAACUAAUCCAGACAAUCUAUGCAUUUUCUCAAAAGAAUAUCGAUUUGUUAUUGUAAUCAAACAUGGUAAAAAACCAUUAGUAAGAAGAAUAAAUCGAUGA
Parasteatoda tepidariorum (common house spider) is the source of this 1631-nucleotide messenger RNA. NCBI's taxonomy places the organism in Eukaryota, Metazoa, Arthropoda, Arachnida, Araneae, Theridiidae. The record is from RefSeq and is a predicted model, not a curated record.